Molecule: messenger RNA, 321 nt
Organism: Fusarium sp. VM40
Lineage: Eukaryota; Fungi; Ascomycota; Sordariomycetes; Hypocreales; Nectriaceae
Source: the annotation of a GenBank genome assembly
AUGGGUCACGCGCUACUCACAAGGCCCCUACUGCCCACCCUCAAGAAGACUGCCGCAACCACCAGCCCGCCUCAAGACGUCCGCAUUAUCAGCGUUGCCUCUUCUGAAGAAACCAGAUCUCCUGCCACCGACACCUAUGAUUUUAACAAGCUCAAGACAGACAUGGCCUCCACAUCCACGCUUAUCCGCUAUGGUAUCUCGAAAGUCGCCAACGUCCACCAUGCCCGUGCUCUCUCCCGCCACCACCUAGAGAUCCGCUCCAUCUCGCUCCACCCAGGCGUUGUCGAUACCAACCUCAAGAGUGGAAUAGGUGCUAGUUAG